This is a messenger RNA of Nematostella vectensis (starlet sea anemone), 4100 nucleotides long. RefSeq names its product creatine kinase, flagellar. NCBI's taxonomy places the organism in Eukaryota, Metazoa, Cnidaria, Anthozoa, Actiniaria, Edwardsiidae. The record is from RefSeq and is a predicted model, not a curated record. The transcript is spliced from 7 exons. Gene Ontology annotation, molecular function: creatine kinase activity. Gene Ontology annotation, biological process: phosphocreatine biosynthetic process. Bases 366 to 3725 code for a protein of 1119 amino acids.
GAUUUGCCGUUAAUUGCUCACGCGCAAAUUUUCAGUUGUUUUUCUACACGCGGAACGCGCUCUACGAGAUCUGACUGAACUGCAGGGGGGAAAUCCUGUCAGGAAACUCCUUCAAGGGCGGGUUGUUUUCGCUAGAGUAGUACAAUGGGGUGCGGCGCAUCAAAAACAACUGCCACAGUAAAAGGCGUGAAAGUCAAGACAGUCAAGGAAUCUCCAGCCUUCCAUGAAAAAACAAUGUUCUUAUUGAUAUCGUGCCUAAUGAAAGAGAAAAAAAUCUAAACUGAAUUAAAGACACUAUAUUUUUAUCCAGUAAGAAAUUGGUUGUCUCUGACAACUUCCCCGACUUUUCCACGCACAACAACUGGAUGGCUAAAUGCAUGACAAAAGAUGUCUAUCAGAGGUUAUCAAAUUUGCAAACGCCAUCAGGCUACACGCUUGACAUGGCCAUCCAGACAGGGGUGGACAAUCCCGGACAUCCAUUCAUUAUGACCGUCGGCUGCGUAGCUGGAGACGAGGAAUCGUACGACGUCUUCGCCGACAUGUUCGAUCCCGUCAUUGAGAAGCGGCAUGACGGUUACAGGAAGACCGACAUGCAUAAGACGGAUCUAAAUCCGGACCAUCUGAUUGGUGGGGACGACUUGGAUGAGAAGUACGUCCUGUCAUGCCGUGUGAGGACUGGGCGCAGCAUCCGGGGACUUGGUUUGCCGCCGCACUGUACCCGCGCGGAACGUCGGGAAGUGGAGAAAGUUUCAGUUGAAGCGCUUGAUUCAUUGGACGGCGAGUUCAAAGGAAAGUACUAUCCCCUGUCUAACAUGACCGCGGCCGAGCAAGACCAGCUUAUCGACGACCACUUUCUUUUCGACAAACCCGUGUCGCCGCUACUGCUGGCGUCCCGCAUGGCUCGAGACUGGCCCGACGCCCGAGGGAUCUGGCAUAAUGAUAACAAGACGUUCCUAGUGUGGGUGAACGAGGAAGACCACACCCGCGUGAUCUCCAUGCAAAAAGGCGGCAACAUGAAGGAGGUCUUCACCCGAUUUUGCAACGGACUCAACAAGGUGGAGAAGGCUAUCAAAUCAAAAGGUCGAGAGUUCAUGUGGAACAAGCAUCUGGGGUACGUCCUGACCUGUCCAUCUAACCUCGGGACGGGCCUGCGCGGAGGGGUGCACGUCAAACUUCCCCUUCUCAGCAAGGAGCCGCGUUUUGAUUCCAUCCUUAGGACUCUUCGCCUCCAGAAGCGCGGUACUGGGGGCGUGGACACCGCCUCUACUGACGGCACCUUUGAUAUCUCCAACCUGGACAGGCUGGGCACCUCUGAAGUCGAACAAGUACAAAAGGUUAUAGACGGUGUCAAGGCUCUGAUUGAGAUCGAGAAAGCCCUUGAGGCCGGCAAGCCCAUUGAUGGAAUUAUUCCCCGAAAACCCCAAAAGAUGCUGGCGUCCAACUUCCCCGACCUCACCAAGCACAACAACUGGAUGGCAAAAUGCCUGACCCCAGCCGUCUACAAUAUGCUGAGCGUCCUAAAGACUCCAACCGGCUACACGCUGGACAUGGCCAUCCAGACAGGGGUGGACAAUCCAGGACAUCCGUUUAUCAUGACCGUCGGCUGCGUAGCUGGAGACGAGGAAUCUUACGACGUCUUCGCCGACAUGUUCGACCCCGUCAUAGAGAAACGACAUAAUGGCUAUAAGAAGACAGCAAAACACAAGACGGACUUGAAUCCGAGUAACCUUAUUGGCGGAGAUGACCUGGAUGAGAAGUACGUCCUGUCGUGUCGAGUGAGGACUGGGCGCAGCAUCCGGGGACUUUGUCUCCCCCCUUGGUGCAGUCGCGCUGAACGCCGGGAAGUCGAGAAGAUCGUAACGUCAGCCCUUGCAGAGCUAGACGGACCCUUAGCUGGGAAAUACUAUUCUCUCAUGACUAUGACCGAGGCCGAGCAAGACCAGCUUAUCGACGACCAUUUCCUGUUCGACAAACCUGUCUCGCCACUUCUGCUGGCGUCCCGCAUGGCUCGGGACUGGCCCGACGCCCGCGGGAUCUGGCAUAAUGAUAACAAGACGUUCCUAGUGUGGGUGAACGAGGAAGACCACACCCGCGUGAUCUCCAUGCAGAAAGGCGGCAACAUGAAGGAGGUGUUCGCCCGAUUCUGCAACGGGUUGAACAAGGUGGAAUCUCUAAUAAAAAGCAAGGGAUAUGAGUUUAUGUGGAAUGAGCAUCUUGGCUAUGUUCUGACCUGCCCUUCCAACCUUGGGACGGGCCUGCGCGGAGGGGUACACGUCAAACUUCCACUGCUCAGCGCUCGAGACGACUUUGACUCGCUACUCAAAGCUCUCAGGCUCCAGAAAAGAGGGACCGGUGGCGUAGAUACAGCUUCGACAGACGGGACAUUCGACAUCUCUAACGCGGACCGCCUAGGGACAUCCGAGGUGGAGCAAGUGCAGACGGUAGUGGACGGCGUUAAGCUGAUGGUCGAGCUAGAAAAAGCCCUGGAGAUCAACGUCAACGUCAAGAGCUUUAUUCACUCGGUCGUCGCUGGGAAGAAAGCUCGCAUGAUCGUCGAAUCGGUCUCAAAGGCGCGUGAAGCCGAGGAGAAGAAGCAAUCAAAAAAGAAGCAGAAAGGCAAAAAGCCAGCUCUACUCUGCGACGGGUUCCCGGACCUGAGCAAGCACAACAACUACAUGGCGAAGUUCCUGACACGCGACGUGUACAACAAACUGUGCAAUCUGAAGACACCCUCUGGAUUCACCCUCGACGGGGUGAUCCAGACGGGCGUGGACAACCCCGGACACCCCUUCAUCUUCACCGUGGGGUGUGUGGCGGGGGAUGAAGAGACCUACAAAGUAUUUGCUGCACUACUGGACCCCGUCAUCGAGGCGAGGCAUAACGGCUACCUUAAAGGCGCCAAGCACGUGACCGACCUAAACCCUGACAACCUGGUCGGCGGAGAUGACCUUGACGCCAAUUUCGUCCUGUCAUGCCGUGUAAGGACUGGGCGCAGCAUCCGGGGACUUGGUUUGCCGCCGCACUGUACCCGCGCGGAACGCCGGGAAGUUGAGAAGAUUACGGUGGAUGCGCUGGCGACCCUUGAUGGGCCACUUAAAGGAAAAUACUAUCCGCUGUCCAAAAUGACCGACGCAGAGCAAGAGCAGCUGAUCAACGACCACUUCCUGUUCGACAAGCCCGUCUCACCCCUCCUCCUGUCAGCAAGAAUGGCGCGGGAUUGGCCCGACGCCCGCGGGAUCUGGCACAACGAUGCCAAGAACUUCCUAGUGUGGGUGAAUGAGGAGGAUCACACCCGGGUCAUCUCCAUGCAGCAGGGAGGCAACAUGAGGGAAGUCUUCCAUCGUUUCUGCAAUGGACUUAAGAAGAUCGAGGACGCCAUGAAGGCCAAGGGGAAGGAGUUCAUGUGGGAUGAGCAUCUUGGGUACGUCCUGACCUGCCCAUCCAACCUCGGGACGGGUUUGCGCGGAGGGGUACACGUCAAGCUCCCUAUGGUGUCAAAAGACGCGCGGUUUGAUGGCAUUUUAGAAAAGCUACGCCUCCAGAAGCGCGGUACUGGGGGUGUGGACACAGCCUCUACUGACGGCACCUUUGAUAUCUCGAACUUGGACAGGAUUGGCUUUUCCGAGGUACAGUUGGUGCAGAAAGUGAUUGACGGGGUCAAAAUACUGGUUGAGAUGGAGAAGAAACUUAUGGCUGGACAAUCUAUUGACGAGCUCAUGCCUUGAUAAACUGAAUGUGACGAUCAAUUAUUCUUUUUUCAUUGUACAGAAAUCGAGUGUUGUUUUCUAUCAGAAAACAUAGUCUCAAUACACACAGAAAUUGCAGUAUGAAUCAUGCCUUUUCAUGAAAACAUCUCAUAAUACAAAUCCUUAUUAUAUCAAACUCAUGCAUUAAUGCUUUUUUAUACUCUUCACGCGAUGUACGGAUAGGAUGGAGUAUCUAAGUGCAAUCUUGAUUUUGUAUCAAAAGGUUAUAACAGUAUUACAGGAUACCGUAAGAUAUCUUAACAUUAAUUUGUGUAAGAUAUGGCGGAUAUAAUACCAAGACAGGAAUAAUCUGAUAGUUGGCUGGAAUAAAAAUAAAACAAUAUACUUCUUGUA